AGAAGACAAGACGGAACGGGAUGUUUUACAACGGAAUAAACUAACGGAGUCAGCGUAGACUGGUCUCGGGAAUGGAGACAACUGUACGGCCGGCCACAAGCAUGCCAUUUUUUCAUAACGUAUGUGAAAAUUGACCAAUCGUUUUAAUAUCACGAGGCUGACUCAGCUUAAUCCUCCGCAAAUCACGAAAAUUUUCAUAAACAAGACAUCAUCAAAUCAUUAACAAAUCUGAUACUAUGAAAUCAUACUAUUAUUUUUAUUAUUGAUCUCUCUAUAUGUCUGAUCACGCAUUAAGUUAAAGAUCUAAUUAAUGUGUUUUGGCCCACUGCAUACUGUAAAUAUCAUAAUCAACGAUGUCGGAUAAAUAAACUGCUUUUGAACAGUUGACAAAAAAAGUUUAUUGAUUCUUUUCUGAAAUAGUAGUAUUAAUGUUGAAUAAAUCGUACUAAAUGAUAUGAUAUAUUAUCUCCGUUCGUGUUAAUAAUUAAUCUUGAAACUCGGAUGUCAUUUUGUAAAGAAACUGACUAUUGCCUUCUCAAUUGUAAAUCUUGUAAAAAAAAAUAAUUGUAAAUCUUGUUUUGAAAUACUCCGGACAAGGAAAAUAUUUACGUGUUUUUCUUUAACUUCUCAUGCAUUCUAAGAAAUCAAAUGGGAAGUAAUUCUCUCUCAUAACUAACUUAUGAAUGACUAAUUAAGAUUCUGAUAUUUUAUUAAUUUAUAUACUAUUUUAAAAAUUAUAUAAUAAUUUUAAUUGAUAUAUUUACUAUAGAACAUAGCUCAACGAAUAAUCAAUUUGCAGAAUAUAAUUGCUUAAACAUUAAAAUGUAACUAUUUUUAUUGAAUUUUAAAAUUUAUUAAAAAUUGAGAAACAUUUUUAUAAGACAAGAAACAUAUAAUAACCUGUUAUUUGGCUAUAUUAGUGGAACUAUGCCUUUAUAUAUCAUUUUAAAAAUUUAUUAUUUGCUUCUCUUAUAAACUUUUGUUAUAUUUUGAAUUAAAAUUAUUGUUUAUUUGUAGAGUUUUUACAGUAGUUUUUUUUUCUAUAACAUAACAAAAAUAAAAUAGUUAGUAAAAAAUAAAAAGAGACGAAUAAAAAAUCCCGCGCCAGAAGUAUAAGCCUUGUUGGUUUUCAGCUCCAACGUCUCUGUCACUUCUGAUAUAACAAAGGGAUUAAAAUGAUUAAUUAAGCGUUAAACCCAAAUUGAUUAAAUAAAGCUGUGUAGAUUCAGCAGAGAGUGACGACUACGAAGAUGAUGGUGAUCAAUGCCUUACAAAACCUUCUUUAUUCGUCAAGUCGUUUCCUUUCUUUCCCUUUUCUCCAACACUUCCCUGGUUUUCUCCUUCAUCGCUGCCUGUAAAUGGCAGACGGAGGUCAUCUUCAUCAUCUCCCGCCGGAAAAUGCUUCUGAGGUGGCUACCGUCGAAAACACCAAGCUUGCGGAUGCUCCGGUUCUGUUCUUCGUUUACUUCCACAAGGCUUUCCGUGCUCAGCUGGUGGAGCUCCGUCGUUUAGCUACAGACGCCGCUGAAGCCGGUUCAUUUAGCGGCGACCUCGCCGGUGAGCUAUGCCGGAAGUUUGAGUUCUUGAAACUUGUCUACAAGUAUCAUAGCGCAGCUGAAGAUGAGGUUAUUUUUUUGGCGCUGGAUUCACGUGUGAAGAACAUUGUUUCUAACUAUUCGCUAGAGCAUGAUGGCACAGAUGAUCUCUUCACCUCAAUUUUCCAUUGGCUAAAUGUUCUUGAACAUGAGUUAGGGAACGUAUCUGAUGUACUUCGUGAAGUUAUACUAUGCAUAGGCACCAUUCAGUCAUCCGUUUGUCAGCAUAUGCUUAAAGAAGAGCGGCAGGUAUAUCAUUUUUUUCAGUUAAAAAGACAUUAUUUGUCUUCAGAUUUUCUGUAUGUCUUAACCUGCCAUGCUUCAUCCACUCAGGUCUUUCCUUUGUUGAUUGAGAAGUUCACUUUCCAAGAACAAGCAUCACUUGUGUGGCAAUUCAUUUGUAGUGUUCCAGUGAUGGUGUUGGAAGACUUCUUGCCAUGGAUGAUGUCUUAUCUCUCUCACAAAGAGAGAACUGAAGUUGUGAACUGCAUGAAAGAUGUGGUCCCAACUGAAGACUCAUCACAACAGGUCAUAAGCUCUUGGCUGAUGGAUUGUGGGGCUUCUACAAAGAUCUUGAAACAAGUAGAGUAUGAAGAUGUGUCUAAAGAUAGCAAGAACUUAUCUCGGAGUGGAUGUUUUCAACGGCUUUGGCAGUGGAGUAAAAAGCCAGUUUUUAUCCCAAAUGUAGGACACAGCCCUAUCCAUGGUCUUCAGAUUUUUCAAAAUGCAGUUGAAAAAGAUUUGAGAGACAUUCAAGAAGGAUUGUGCCAAGCGAGCUUCCCAAGCCUUCUUCUGGACCUUGAUGUACUCAUGGCUCGGCUAAACUUUCUUGCUGAUGUUCUUGUUUCUUAUAGCAAUGCAUUUAAGAAGUUCUUUCAUCCGGUGUUGGAAGAAAUAGCAGAUGGAUGCUCUUCAACAGCCAAUCAAUUUACCAUAGAUGGCUGUCUUGAGAGUUUUCAGAGACUGCUAUACAAAAGUGCUGAUCCUAAGAUGAGGACAGAUGGUUUUAUUCUGAAACUUCAGGAGGAACUUGAGUCCCUUAUAGUUCAAGUAACAAAGCAAUUUUCCAUACAGAGAAGAGAGGUAUUCCCAAUCAUCAGCAAGAACUGUAACCAUGAAAUGCAGAGGCAGCUCCUUUACACAAGCAUACAUGUCUUACCUCUUGGAUUGCUAAAGUGUGUCAUUCUCUGGUUCUCUGCUCAUCUAUCAGAAGAGGAGUCUCAGUCAAUUCUUCAGUUCUUAACAUUGGAAGAUUCUUCUCCUCAAAAAUCAUUUCCACGCCUCUUGUUGCAAUGGCUACGCUUUGGCUACUCAGGCAAAACAUCUGUUGAGAGUUUCUGGAAACAGCUGUCUGUAAUGUUCAAAAUAAGAUGUUUCUGCAAAAAGGAACCCACUGAAGAAGCAUCAGGAUCCUUCUCCCAUCAAGCACAGCUCCAACUAUGCAAAGAAACUGAAGCUGAUUUGUUUAUAUGUCCUGGGAAAAUAAACAAGUCUUCAACAUGCUUCCUCAUGCCAGAUGCUGGAGACUUGUACCAGACACCUUACUCUAGUAGGAUGAACCAGCAAAUGCUAUUCUCUGGAAAGCUUAAACCUCCUCCUCCUCUCCAUCUUCCAGAGUUUUUUGGUGAGCAGAAUGUUGAUGAGCCAUUCAUGAUGGAUGUUAAACCAAUUGAUCUUCUUUUCUUCUUCCACAAGGCAAUGAAAGCGGAUUUGGACUACCUUGUUAGUGGAUCAGCUAGAUUAGCAACCGACUUUCGGUUCCUUGGGGAGUUUCAACAGAGAUUCCAUCUUAUAAAGUUUCUGUAUCAGAUACACUUUGAUGCAGAGGAUGAGAUUGCUUUUCCAGCACUGGAGGCAAAGGGAAAGCUGCAGAAUAUUAGCCACUCUUUUAGUAUUGAUCAUGAGCUAGAGAUCAAACACUUUGAUAAAGUAUCAUUCAUUUUGAAUGAGAUGUUAGAACUGAACAUGUUUGUCUCAAGUGCAGCCGACCACCACAGAAAGAUGAAGUAUGGGCGGUUGUGUCUGAGUCUCCAGGAGAUAUGCAAAUCCAUGCACAAGAUACUGUCAGAGCAUUUCCAACACGAAGAAACUGAGCUCUGGGGUCUGUUCAGGGACUGUUUUGCUAUUGAAGAACAGGAGAAGAUCAUAGGAUGCAUGCUUGGGAGAAUAAGCGGGGAGAUAUUGCAGGAUAUGAUUCCUUGGUUGAUGGAUUCUUUGAAAUCUGAUGAGCAACAUGUUGUAAUGUCUUUGUGGCGACAAGCAACAAGGAAAACAAUGUUUGUGGAGUGGCUAACAGAAUGGUACAACGGUCAUAUUGUACAAGAGGAAGCAGGAGAAGCAAACAAUGAUCCAUUUGGGGAUUCAGAUCCACUGGAGACUGUUUGGAAGUAUCUAUUUGAAGGAGCUUCUGAUGGGGAUAGAGGGACCAUUGGCAGCAAAAUUUCAGAGACAGACAUGGAAGUGGAUAAGCCACUUGGAAAGACUGCUCCUAAUAACAAAGAAGGUGAACAUCAGCAACUUCCAGAUACUAAAAAGAUAUGCAGAGGAGCUGACAAAAAGGAGGACAAGGAACAAACUGACUGCAAUUGCCAUAUCAAUCCUGCUCAAACUUUUACAAUGUCUCAGAAGGCUCAAUCCAAGAAAUAUGAACACUUGUUAACAAUGAGUCAAGAAGAAAUGGCUGCUAUGAUUAGAAAAAUAUCAUGUGACUCUUCCCUAGAUCCUCAGAAGAAAUCAUAUCUCAAGCAGAACUUGUUAAUGAGCCGUUGGAUUAUUUCACAGAGGAUAUAUAAUCAAGAACCAGCCAUUCUCUCAAGCAGUUUAGGGACAAUUCAAGGUCAGCAUCCAUCUUAUCGAGAUCCUCACAGUUUGGUCUUUGGUUGCAAGCACUACAAGAGGAACUGCAAGCUUCUUGCACCUUGCUGUGACCAGCUCUUCACUUGUAUAAGAUGCCAUGAUGAAGAGACUGAUCACUCGGUGGAUAGGAAACAGAUAAAAAAGAUGAUGUGCAUGAAAUGCCUCCUGAUUCAACCAAUUGGUGCAAACUGCUCAAAUACUUUGUGCAAGUCGUCAAUGGGAAAAUACUUCUGCAAGAUAUGCAAAUUAUUUGACGAUGAAAGGAAAAUUUAUCAUUGUCCCUACUGUAAUCUCUGCCGGGUCGGGAAAGGAUUGGGCAUUGACUACUUCCAUUGCAUGAAAUGCAAUGCUUGUAUGGCACGUUCCUUAAAAGAGCAUGUUUGCAGAGAAAAAUGCUUAGAAGAUAACUGUCCGAUUUGCCAUGAGUACAUCUUCACCUCCAGCUCCCCGGUGAAGGCUCUUCCAUGCGGUCACUUGAUGCACUCUAAAUGCUUUAAGGAUUACACUUGCUCACAUUACACAUGCCCUGUCUGCAGCAAGUCUCUAGGAGAUAUGCAGGUAUACUUUAGUAUGUUAGACGCAUUACUUGCAGAAGAAAAGAUGCCUGAUGAAUACACCAACAAAACUCAGGUGAUACUGUGUAAUGACUGUGGAAGAAAAGGAGAGGCUCCUUACCAUUGGCUAUACCACAAAUGCUCAUCUUGUGGCUCCUACAAUUCAAGGCUUCUUUAGACCUUCCUCCAAUUCACUUGGCUGUGGUAAGGAAACAGUUUUGUAACAUUUGAUGUUGUACAAAAAUAAAACAAAUGUCAAUAAAAUUUGGGUGGUUAUAACCCUGAAAGAUUGAUUUAU
This is a messenger RNA of Brassica rapa (field mustard), 5303 nucleotides long. RefSeq names its product zinc finger protein BRUTUS-like At1g74770. Gene Ontology annotation, cellular component: nucleus. NCBI's taxonomy places the organism in Eukaryota, Viridiplantae, Streptophyta, Magnoliopsida, Brassicales, Brassicaceae. The record is from RefSeq and is a predicted model, not a curated record. Gene Ontology annotation, biological process: protein ubiquitination; ubiquitin-dependent protein catabolic process. Gene Ontology annotation, molecular function: zinc ion binding; ubiquitin protein ligase activity.